AUGUCUGCCUAUUCUGAAACUACCUUUGAUAGCAAGCACUAUGACGACACUAGGCCCAACUACCCUGAAGCCUUUUAUAAGGAAUUGCUCCUGUACCAUUCUGCAGUUCUGAAAGGGGACGACUCUAGGUUGACCACAGCUGUUGACUUGGGUUCUGGUUCAGGAUUUGUUACUUUCAAGCUCUUGGACUACUUCAAGAAGGUCUAUGGUGUAGAUCCAUCCUGUAAGAUGAUUAUGCAAUGCAAGGAGAGCGAGCAAUUUGAGGAAGCCAAUGCUGAAGAAGAUCGUAUUGACUUCCAUCCUGGAACAGGAGAAUUCUUUACGGUUGCUAUCAACAACCAUUCGGUUGAUUUAAUUACCGCUGGUGAAUCUUCGCAUUGGUUUGACCAUCCUCUAUUCUUUAAGGAGGCGAACCGUGCCCUUAAGCCUAAUGGCACGUUGGCAUUCUGGCUUUACAAGGACCCGGUGUUUAUUGGCCAUCCCAAGGCCAACGAGAUUUACACGAAUUACACCUAUAAUUCGUCGAUUGAGAAAAACCCGGACGAUGGUUUCGAAAAAUGGAUGGGGCCCUACUACCAGCAACCAGGUCACGACUAUUUGAGAACCUUGAUGAAGGAAAUCGAAGUGCCUGAAGACUUGUACUACGACAUCCAGAGAGUUGAGUACAUCUCAGAACGAGAUGGAGUUCCAGACAACUUUGACCCAAAGGCUGCGAAAACCAAGCUUUUCAUCCACAAGAAAAUCACAGUUAAGUGGUUCCAUGACUACGUCAAGAGCUGGAGUGCUUACCAUUCUUGGAUGAAAGAGCAUGGGGAAAAGUACGAUAUUGCCGAUAAGUUUGUCGACGAAUUGAAAGAGGCACUGGGCUGGCAGGAUGACACUGAGUUGGAUGUUGUCUGGGACACAGUCUAUACGUUUGCCAGAAGAAAGUAG
Messenger RNA from Scheffersomyces stipitis CBS 6054, 933 nucleotides. RefSeq lists its product as uncharacterized. Lineage: Eukaryota; Fungi; Ascomycota; Pichiomycetes; Serinales; Debaryomycetaceae. Gene Ontology annotation, molecular function: S-adenosylmethionine-dependent methyltransferase activity. The transcript has a single exon. The coding region runs from base 1 to 933 and encodes 310 amino acids. The record is from RefSeq and is a predicted model, not a curated record.